This is a messenger RNA of Mesorhabditis spiculigera, 303 nucleotides long. The record is from the annotation of a GenBank genome assembly. Lineage: Eukaryota; Metazoa; Nematoda; Chromadorea; Rhabditida; Rhabditidae.
AUGGAACAAUUGCGUCUACUACUCUGGUUGAGUCCAUUCGUCGUAAAACAAGCCACAGCCACACCAUCAGUCUAUCAAUGCCCAUUUGUCGCGGAUCCUCGUAUGAUGGCGGGUUUUAUGCCCGGUGAAUAUUGUGGACACGGCUCUUUCUUACACUACUGGAGUUGCUGCGAGGACAACCUUUUCCAAUGUUGUUUCCAUUUUGAAACAUGGACCAUCGUCAUCUUUGCAUUGCUAGCCAUCCUUGCCCUGGCCGCAAUGAUUUUCUGGGUAUUCCGAGCCCUCCUGCAAGGAUCUUCAGAU